This is a messenger RNA of Erpetoichthys calabaricus (reedfish), 5745 nucleotides long. It is a transcript of the gene paox1, whose product is annotated as polyamine oxidase (exo-N4-amino) 1. Gene Ontology annotation, molecular function: polyamine oxidase activity. The transcript is spliced from 11 exons. The record is from RefSeq and is a predicted model, not a curated record. The coding region runs from base 104 to 1732 and encodes 542 amino acids. NCBI's taxonomy places the organism in Eukaryota, Metazoa, Chordata, Cladistia, Polypteriformes, Polypteridae.
CCGUAGCUCGCACAGCGUCUGGGAUAAAGGGCAGCGCUUACGCCAUUCAGACUGUUAAUGCAGAAAGUAGUCUUGAGGAGCAGAAGUGACAGGAGAGACGAGAAUGACAGAAAAUAGGAGUACUUGCAGCCGUUGUGGUAAAAUGAGUUUCCUGAAGAGUCAGACCACAGUUUUCAUCCUUCUCGUGAUUUUAUUUCUUAAUGUCAGCUCGGCUCUGUUGGGAAAAAUGAAAAGAAAUCCCAAAAUUCUAGUGGUGGGAGCAGGCGCUGCAGGAGUUGGGGCGGCCACCAAACUGCUCAAGAACGGAUUUCGUAACGUACAGAUUGUAGAGGCAGAACCACACAUCGGGGGGCGCAUUAUAGGCACCAAGUUCGGACAAUCUUGGAUUGAUCUUGGAGCUCAGUACAUCCAUGGUGCAUCUCCCUCCAAUCCUGUGUAUGUAAUGGCAAAAGACAUGGGCCUGUUGAAUGACUCAACCGAGGAAGAAUCAGAAAGCAAAGGAUGGAGAGUUUUUAGCAAACAGAACAAAAAGAUUGAUACCACCUUUGCCAAACAAGUCUAUGAAUUUGGUGAAAAUAUAAUACUCAACAGUUACACCCUAAAGAAAUCCUAUACUCAAGGACAGAAUCAGAGCAUGGGGGAAUAUUUUGUCACAAAGAUCCAGGAGCUGUCAACCAAUUGGAGCAGUGACCCUCACCGAAGCAAGGAAGUGAAUGGGAUCUUCAGCUUGGUCAUCAAGAACUACCUUCUAGACAUAGGAACCAGUGAUCUUCGAGAUGUGGGUGUGGACGCCUGGCAUGAAUUUGGACCUGUGGAAGGGGGUGAACUCAACCUCCAGGGGCACAUGCAUCAGAUUGUAGAGAAUUUGCUGAGGGACUUUCCAAAGGAAAACAUUCUGCUUAGCACACAAGUGACAAAAAUCGAGUGGAAUGGAUCGUUCCAGGGCAGUGAGGAGGAAGAGGAGAACCAGUAUCCAGUGCGUGUGCUUUGUGAGGGAGGGAAGGAGAUCCUUGCUGACCAUGUGCUUCUCACCAUCUCAGUUGGCUGCCUGAAGGCGCUGGCGUCCACUUUAUUUCACCCCAUACUCCCUUCGGAAAAGACUCUAGCAAUUGAGAAGCUGGGGUUUGGCACGAUGAAUAAGAUCUUCCUGGAGUAUGACACGCCAUUCUGGGAAGAGGGCGUGGAGGAAAUCAACCUCAUUUGGGAAGAUGAACAUCCUAGCAAUGCAUUAACCAGUGAAGCGAAAGAAUGGAUCCGGUUUAUACCAUGGUAUGAAGUCAUGCCACGAGAAAGGUUUAACCAUUCACUGAUCGGCAUGGUAGCCGGAAGAGCAGCUGAAUAUAUGGAGACCCAGAGUGAAGAGGAGCUGGCUUCAAACAUCACUCAGAAUUUCCGGGAGAUCUUAGGUAACCCUUCCAUACCACAUCCCAAAAAAGUUAUCUACACUAAGUGGCACUCCAACCCCUACACCCGCGGCGCGUAUACAUACAGAACCGUGGGAGCAAAAGGCUCACAUUUUGAUAUACUGGCUGAGCCUUUACCUAAGGACAAGAGCCUGUCCACGCAGGAGCUGCAGAUCUUGUUUGCUGGAGAAGGAACAAGUCGCAAUUUACACAGCACUGUCCAGGGAGCCCUCAAGUCUGGGUGGCGAGAGGCUGAACGGCUCACGAAGUUUUACCAGACCCCUGGUACUUCCGCUGAAAGUGAAGAGACAACCCCAGGUACACAGUAACUCAGCGGACACUUGAUGGGACUGAAAACCUGACACAGAAAACUCCAAUCAAACCACAGGAGACAACGUCUAGCUCUGUUCCGGACGCACCUUUCAAGCCCAGUAUCUUCCAGACUUGGACCUACUGUAUUUAAACAGGAAACCUACAGAGGGAGAUUUUCACCAUACCAAAGGAGAUGGAUAGUGUUUUUGAGAAUAACAAAGUGUCAAGACACUGUUUUCUUUUGUUUGUAGGUUGAUUUCGGUUAUCAAACAAAGCUAUCCAGACUGAUAACCCGAAUGCUUUCAUCCGUGUCUCAUAAGUGUUUAACACACCUUAUUGACAAGUUGCUCUUCUACUGCUCUUUCCUCCAUGGAUUCUUCCAAUGAGUUGUCACAGGCCUCCAGUUUUAUUCGGUGGGAACGCAACGACUUGACAUCAUCUUCAUCCUCUCCAGCUACAGAAGGAAAUACCUGAAGAAAAACAAAAUAUUAAUUUGACAUAACAAACUGAAGAAUCCUAUAAUUUUAGGCUCCUAUGCAGAAUCCAUCCAUCCAUGCAUUAUCCAACCUGCUGUAUCCUAACUACAGGGUCACGGGGGGUCUGCUGGAGCCAAUCCCAGCCAACACAGGGCGCCAGCCCACCACAGCCUAUGCAGAAUGAAAGAUGAAAAUCACAGUGUGCUAUAACUUUAAACAAUCUCCAGUGAUGACCCUGUUGCAUGAGCUAUCCUGUGAGGUAAGAAAGACAGGCAAGUGUGAGCAGGCACUUGUCACGUUAUGAAGUUUUCUUAAUAAUGUAACACCAUAACCCCCUUACAGUGGGCCUGAUCAGUGUGCUUCUCAGAAACAUAGCAACAUUACAAAAUCUACAGUGCAUCGGAAAGUAUUCACAGUGCAUCACUUUUUCCACAUUUUGUUAUGUUACAGCCUUAUCCCAGAAUGGAUUAAAUUCAUUUUUUUCCUCAGAAUUCUACACACAACACCCCAUAAUGACAACGUGAAAAAAGUUUACUUGAGAUUUUUGCAAAUUUAUUAAAAAUAAAACAAUUGAGAAAGCACAUGUACAUAAGUAUUCACAGCCUUUGCCAUGAACCUCCAAAUUGAGCUCAGGUGCAUCCUGUUUCUCCUGAUCAUCCUUGAGAUGUUUCUGCAGCUUCAUUGGAGUCCACCUGUGGUAAAUUCAGUUGAUUGGACCUGAUUUGGAAAAGCACACACCUGUCAAUAUAAGGUCCCACAGCUGACAGUUCAUGUCAGAGCACAAACCAAGCAUGAAGUCAAAGGAAUUGUCUGUAGACCUCCGAGACAGGAUUGUCUCGAGGCACAAAUCUGGGGAAGGUUACAGAAAAAUUUCUGCUGCUUUGAAGGACCCAAAAAGCACAGUGGCCUCCAUCAUCCGUAAGUGGAAGAAGUUCAAAACCACCAGGACUCUUCCUAGAGCUGGCCGGCCAUCUAAACUGAGUGUUCGGGGGAGAAGGGCCUUAGUCAGGGAGGUGACCAAGAACCCGAUGGUCACUCUGUCAGAGCUCCAGAGGUCCUCUGUGGAGAGAGGAGAACCUUCCAGAAGGACAACCAUCUCUGCAGCAAUCCACCAAUCAGGCCUGUAUGGUAGAGUGGCCAGACGGAAGCCACUCCUUAGUAAAAGGCAUAUGGCAGCCCACCUGGAGUUUUGCCAAAAGGCACCUGAAGGACUCUCAGACCAUGAGAAAGAAAAUUCUCUGGUCUGAUGAGACAAAGAUUGAACUCUUUGGUGUGAAUGCCAGGCGUCACGUUUGGAGGAAACCUGGCACCAUCCCUACAGUGAAGCAUGGUGGUGGCAGCAUCAUGCUGUGGGGAUGUUUUACAGCGACAGGGACUGGGAGACUAGUCAGGAUAAAGGGAAAGAUGACUGCAGCAAUGUACAGAGACAUCCUGGAUGAAAACCUGCUCCAGAGCGCUCUUGACCUCAGACUGGGGCGACGGUUCAUCUUUCAGCAGGACAACGACCCUAAGCACACAGCCAAGAUAUCAAAGGAGUGGCUUCAGGACAACUCUGUGAAUGUCCUUGAGUGGCCCAGCCAGAGCCCAGACUUGAAUCCGAUUGAACAUCUCUGGAGAGAUCUUAAAAUGGCUGUGCACCGACGCUUCCCCAUCCAACCUGAUGGAGCUUGAGAGGUGCUGCAAAGAGGAAUGGGCGAAACUGGCCAAGGAUAGGUGUGCCAAGCUUGUGGCAUCAUAUUCAAAAAGACUUGAGGCUGUAAUUGCUGCCAAAGGGGCAUCGACAAAGUAUUGAGCAAAGGCUGUGAAUACUUAUGUACAUGGGAUUUCUCCGUUUUUAUAUUUUUAAUAAAUUUGCAAAAACCUCAAGUAAACUUUUUUUCACAUUGUCAUUAUGGGGUGUUGUGUGUAGAAUUCUGAGGAAAAAAAUGAAUUGAAUCCAUUUAGGAAUAAGGCUGUAACAUAACAAAAUGUGGAAAAAGUGAUGCGCUGUGAAUACUUUCCAGAUGCACUGUAUCAUGUAAACUGAUGCUUUUAUGUGACUCACAGAAGUUUUUGUCUUCUUGGUUUUUGCUUUCCCUACAUAUACCACAGGUAUAUGCUAAGUGGCCACUUUACUACAGAUGCAUAUCCAUUCUCAGAUUGGACCCUACUUACUGUAUUUCUGGACCAGCCUGAAUUAUAUGUGCUGAACAACUUGCAUUGGGAAUUUUCUUAUAUACUUACUUGAUAGCAUCACAAAAUUCCUGCUAAUUUUUCAUCACAAACCUGUUUCGUAACAUAGUCCAAAGAUAUGCAGGUUAGGUUAACUGGUGGUGCUAAAUUGGUCCUAUUUGUGUGUUUACCCUGUGAUGGGCAGACACCCUGUCCUGGCAUUGUUUCUGCUUGCUUGCUGUGAAACUCUAUAGCUGCUCCGUGAUUCUGCCCUGGAUACUCAGGUUUAGAAAAUGGAGGGGCAGAUGGAUGGGUGAAUAUUAUAAUCUGUCCUGUCCUGAGCAACUUUCUCCUGCAUGUCCCCUAUCCUUAAAACAUACAGAGAAACAUUCUGUAUAAUUUCAAUUACAGAUUAGUUUACUGUUUCAGAUUUAGCUUAAGAAAACUUAUUUCAAUUUAUAUAUAUGCUAUUUACAGUUUUCUCGUAUUUUCAUGUCCUAGCACAAGCAAUUGAAAUGCUGGUGCACACAUGCCAGGCACUAGUGUCUGCCAAUACAAACAGCAGUGUGGCAGUCUGAACAAAUCACUAUCACACAUACAUCUGUUAUUAAAUAUUACGAAAAAAGAAAUGUGAUAGCAGCGGCACAGGGGCACAGUGGUAGCGCUGCUGCCUGGUGUUAGGAGACCUGAGUUCGCUUCCCGGGUCCUCCCUGUGUGGAGUUUGCAUGUUCUCCCCAUGUCUGCGUGGGUUUCCUCCCACAGUCCAAAGACAUGCAGGUUAGGUGCAUUGGGCAUUGGUGUGUGUGUGUGUGUGCCCUGCGGUGGGCUGGCACCCUGCCCGGGGUUUGUUUCCUGCCUUGCGCCCUGUGUUGGCUGGGAUUGGCUCCAGCAGACCCCCAUGACCCUGUAGUCAGGAUGUAGCAGGUUGGAUAAAGGAUGGAUGGAUAAAUGUGGUAGCUGUCACUUUAAUCAUACAAAUAAAUAAUUGAAAAUGCUGAAACUUUCAAAUCAAUUAAUUAGUUGCCAAACGCACUUGAAUGUUAAGCCAUGCAUAGAUUUUCUAAUAAUUAAAAAAAUAAAGUGCAAACUUAAAGAAGUGAUGUUUACUGUUAUUUCAAUAUUAACAAUAUUUGUGUAGUUUUUGUAAAAUCAAAGUUCUAAAUGUGUUAAAGUAAGAAAACUUCUUUAUAUUCUAAGUUUAUAUUAUGUACAAUUAACAAUAUUUGACAUGGGAUUUGAUGUAAAUAUAAUGCAGUAUAGCUGGCACUCUACAAAAGCCAUUUUUUAAUGAUUCUUCUGACCACCCAGAGCUUGAAUGUCAAACUUCCCAUAUGUUGUCAUCACAUGUUUUAAUGGUGUCAGGUAUAAUUUUAAAUAAAACAACAACGUGAGCUAAAAAUGAA